Messenger RNA from Spodoptera frugiperda (fall armyworm), 1732 nucleotides. RefSeq names its product pre-mRNA-splicing factor Syf2-like. The record is from RefSeq and is a predicted model, not a curated record. Bases 161 to 868 code for a protein of 235 amino acids. The transcript has a single exon. NCBI's taxonomy places the organism in Eukaryota, Metazoa, Arthropoda, Insecta, Lepidoptera, Noctuidae. Gene Ontology annotation, cellular component: post-mRNA release spliceosomal complex; catalytic step 2 spliceosome; Prp19 complex.
AUGUCAAUUGUCACUGUCAGACAUUGUCUGAAAUUUGUGUUGUGCGAUGUGCUAAACUUCCGUAUUUUAUAUUCAUAACGUAGACAGGAAUGUCUCAUAAACAAAUAUAGUGUCUGAAGACUGUAUACCUUGUUGUCUGGUUUCGUUUUACACCAUAACAAUGAGUGCUCAAGCAGAAGAACCAGCAACGGCUCCCAAACAGCUGUCUUUUGCUGAGAAACAAGCGGAACGCAUGAAAAGACUGCGAUCAUUGCACACUGCCAGAAACGAAGCGAGGACACACAACCACCAAGAAGUGGUUGCUGAGGAGGCUCGGAACAAGCUGCCGCCGAACUACGAGGCCAAGCGACGACAAGCUGAAUGGCUGCUCGACGACCAAGCAAAGCGUCAAGACGCAGAGAAAGCAGGGAAAGAUUACGACAGAGUGAAACUACUAAACAUAUCAGCAGUAGAGGCUGAGCGACUCGAACGUAAAAAGAAGAAGAAGAAUCCUGAUGAAGGAUUCUCCACAUAUGAACAAGCUACUGUGAGGCAAUACAACAGGCUGGUUAAAAAUAUGCCAGCGGCUGAUAUGGAACAGUAUGAGAAACAGAAACAGAAGUAUGGCGAUGCUUUCUAUGGUGGACCUAAUGUUAUCAUUCAUGGGAUGCAUGAGGAUCGGAGAGAAGCUGUUGACAAGAUGGUUGAUGACCUGGAAGGCCAGAUUGCCAAGAGAGCUCGCUACUCUAGGAGACGCACACACAAUGACGAUGCAGACAUUGAUUACAUCAAUGAGAGAAACGCCAAGUUCAACAAGAAACUGGAGAGAUUUUACGGAGAGCAUACAGCAGAAAUUAAACAGAAUUUGGAGCGUGGUACUGCCAUUUAGGUGUCGUAAGCUGCAUAUAGUUAUGGCACUAAAUUUUACAUAAUUCAUCACACAUAUCUAUUGUUAGGAAGGUGAACAUGUAGUUUGGCAAUUUUUUGCUCCAAAUAUUCUCAGUAGAUGUUAAAAAUCUGAUACUUCUUUAAAUGAACCAGCACUGAAGUACUUACUCUCUUGUUGAAAUGCAAGAUCAUUGUGUUCAUGGUUUUAGAAGUACCUAAAUAAUGAUGCAUUGUGCGUAGAUAGGUUGUAUGUUUAUCUAGUUUUAGUUAGGUCCUAAUUUAUUGUUAUAUUGAUUGAAUAUUGGGUAUAAAUGUAGAGAGGCACAGAUUGUUUCAAGUCACUGAAUUACUGUAUGUAGAUAUGUACUUAUACACCUAUAUUGAAAGGAGUUUGAUUGCUUUUAGAAUGUGUAGUUGAAGCUGGAAUUUUUUGUGAUAUUUACCUAUGUAUUUUUCUUCUAACAAUAUAUUUACAUUAUUUACAUCAAAAUUCAAAAUUUUUAUUUCAAAUAGACCAAAGCAAAUUACAAUGUAAAGAAAACAAAAUGUCUGUCUGUCAGAUGGAAAUACCAUUCCUCUAGUGUAGCUUUUACUUCUUUUCUUUUUUAUUUUUCUUUAAUUUCUACAUCCUGUGUCCUGUGAAAGGGUUUCUGAUAUAGAUGCAUUUAGUGUUAGAAGAAUUUUGCAUAAAAUUAGCCUAGAAUCAGUAACCAACACUGCCAAAAUGUCUAGAAGUAAAACAAACAAAGUAAACAAUUUUCAAUAACAAGUUUAUUUUGAUAAAUGUGCCGAUUAAAUAUUAUGUACCAUAAUGUAUAUCAAAUAGAUAUUUUACAUUAAGUAAAUAUACUAUAAAAGCGCUAAA